This is a messenger RNA of Oncorhynchus gorbuscha (pink salmon), 3841 nucleotides long. RefSeq names its product snake venom 5'-nucleotidase-like. Gene Ontology annotation, biological process: AMP catabolic process. The coding region runs from base 30 to 1733 and encodes 567 amino acids. Gene Ontology annotation, molecular function: nucleotide binding; metal ion binding; 5'-nucleotidase activity. NCBI's taxonomy places the organism in Eukaryota, Metazoa, Chordata, Actinopteri, Salmoniformes, Salmonidae. The transcript has 9 exons. The record is from RefSeq and is a predicted model, not a curated record. Gene Ontology annotation, cellular component: plasma membrane.
UGGAUGUGUGGAGGACUCUGCCUCCGUGCAUGCAUUUGGCUUUGCUCUUUUUCUUCAUGCAUUUUGAAAGUGUGUCAACUUUCGAGCUGACAUUGCUACACACCAACGAUGCUCACGCUCGGAUUGAGGAGAAUAGUAGAGAGUCGGGUAAAUGUAGCCCAGGUAGUCCUUGUUUUGGCGGAGUGGCCAGGAGGUUCACAAAAAUAGCAGACAUCCGGAGCAAAGAACGGAAUGUGUUAUUGCUGGAUGCUGGCGAUCAGUUUCAGGGUACUGUCUGGUUCAACUACUACAAAGGGGAGGAAGCUGCGUAUUUCAUGAACAAGCUUGGAUAUGAUGCGAUGGCAUUUGGAAACCAUGAGUUUGACAAUGGAGUGGAGGGCCUGCUCCGCCCUUUUCUGCAGAAGGUGAACUUCACUGUUCUCAGUGCCAACAUCAAGGCAGAUGCAACACUCGCCCCAACUAUCAAUGGUUACUAUCAACCCUACACAACAUUCACGAUGGGCUCUGAAAUAGUGGCUGUGGUAGGUUACACCUCAGUGGAAACUCCAGUCUUAUCCUUACCAGGUCCACACCUGAUCUUUGAGGAUGAGAUCAAAGCCUUGCAGAUCCAGGUGGAUAAACUGAUCGCUCUUGGUUACAAUAAGAUCAUCGCCCUUGGUCACUCUGGAUUUGACGUGGAUAUAGACAUCGCCAAGCGAGUGAAAGGCGUGGACCUGGUCAUCGGCGGACACACCAACACUUUCCUCUACACAGGGAGUGUCCCAUCUUCAGAGGUGCCGAUGGGUCCCUACCCCUUCACGGUGAGGUCUGAGGACGGGAGAGAUGUCCCUGUGGUACAGGCUUUUGCCUUUGGGAAGUACUUGGGAUACCUCAAUUUGGUCUUCGAUAAAGCUGGGAACGUGCUGAAGGCGAAUGGGAACCCCAUCCUGCUGGACAGCAGCAUAGCCCAGGAUCCAGGUAUCCUUGCUGAUGUUGACGAGUGGAAGAAGAACUUGGCCCAGUACUCGUCUCAGUACGUGGGGAAAACCCUGGUGUAUCUCAAUGGAUCCUUCAAUGAGUGCCGGUUCCGAGAGUGCAACCUGGGGAACCUCAUCUGUGACGCAAUGAUUCAUCACAAUAUCAAGUAUGCAGAUGAGAUCCAGUGGAAUCACGUCAGUUUAUGCAUCCUGAACAGUGGAGGCAUAAGGACAGGAAUAGAUGAAAGUCACAAAAAUGGCACCAUCACCAUGGAGGAAGUUAUAUCAGUCUUACCAUUUGGGGGCACUUUUGAUCUGGUGCAGUUGAAGGGGUCAACCUUGAAAAAGGCAUUUGAAAACUCUGUCCGAAGAUACGGGAGCAGCAGAGGAGAAUUUCUUCAAGUUUCAGGAAUCCAUGUGGAAUACGACCUGUCACGGUCGGUGGGGGACCGUGUGAUGUCCUUGAGCCUCCGCUGCUCUCAGUGCCGUGUGCCCAGAUACGAAUCUCUGGACCCAGACAGGCUGUACAAGCUGGUCCUACCAUCUUACAUCGCAGACGGAGGAGAUGGUUUUACCAUGAUUAAGGAGGAGAAACUGAAACAUGACACUGGUGAUCUGGACAUCUCGGUUUUCGGGAACUACAUCAAGGAGAUGAAGAGGGUGUACCCAACUGUGGAGGGCCGCAUCAAGUUCAGAAACUCAUCCAUGGCGGCUGGGGCCAACUGUCUGACUUUGUUACUGCUAGGCCUGAUGUGGGCCCUGUCCACAAGUUUAUGAGAGAUUAUUUCCAGAAGAUCACAAUAUGGCAGGUUUCUGUGGUGAUGUGUCACAUAUUUUUAUUUUUCUAAAACGGCUGCUGUUUAUGAGAAAGAGUAUUAUACUAUUUCAAGAAACAAUGUAUUUAUAUUUGCUUUACUACAGUAUAUGCAGGUACAUACAGGCAAGUGACACAAAAACUGCCAAUGACUUUGUUUUGUCACUUUUAUAAAGUCAUGUAUAUUUGCAUUUUAUUGUUGUUGCAAUUUAGCCGUAUUGAUUGACAUAUUUGUGAAAGUUAAUGAAAGCAAAAUAUUUUAGGUUAAAACCUUUUGAUACUUUCAGACCCCUCAAAGAUUUAGUAGAUGAAGAGCUGGUGCAUGUCAAAUGUGUAUUUUGCAUGCAGGAGUGCCUUCAGAAAGUAUUCAUACCCCUUGACUUCUUCCACAUUUUGUUGCGUUCCAGCCUGAAUUUAAAAUGAAUUAAAUAGAUUAAGUCAAGGGGUAUGAAUACUUUCUGAAUGCACUGUACAGUAAGUCUGACUGUCCUGUGUGUUCGGGGGAGCUGUUGUGUUUCCACUGAAGUGAUGACAGUUCCGAUGAAGGAAUCUAAAGAAUUCUCACCAUUUAGCUCUGAGGCAAGCCAAAUAAUACCAUGGAAAAACCCAUGGCAUUAAAACAUCACUAUUUCCAAGUCUUUCCGGAAAGGCAGGACUGCAAGCUGCCAAUGACAGCGGCAGAGUGCAGACUAAAAUGAGUCAUGGCUCUGAACAUGCGCAUGUUUACUUCAUGAUAAUUAUAGGCCUAUAAGGGCACAAGGCGAGACCCAAAUGCAGACACAGGAGGCAAAUGGUAGAGCUCCGAUAUUUAUUAUAACAAAGGGAGUAGGCAAAGGCAGGUCGGGGACAGGCAAUAGUUCAUAACCCGGGUCAGAGUCCAAACAGUACCAGGCAAUAGGCAGUCUCAAGGUCAGGCCAGGCAGGGGUCAGAAACCAGAUCAAGUCCAAAACAGUACCAGGCGAUAGGCAGUCUCAAGGUCAGGCCAGGCAGGGGUCAGAAACCAGAUCAAGUCCAAAACAGUACCAGGCGAUAGGCAGUCUCAAGGUCAGGCCAGGCAGGGGUCAGAAACCAGAUCAAGUCCAAAACAGUACAAGGGGAUAGGAAGUAUGUUGGUCAGAACAAGCAGAGUGGUCAGGCAGGCGGGUUCGGAGUCAGAACAGGCAAGGGUCGAAACCAGGAGGACUAGAAACAAACAGAGACUGGGAAAAAUAGGAGCAAGGAAAACCACUGGUUGACUUGGCAAACAAGCGGAACUGGCACAGUGAGACAGGAAACACAGGGAUAUAUACACCUGGGAUAAUAAGCGACACCUGGAGGGGGUGGAGACAAUCACAAGGACAUGUGAACCAGAUCAGGGUGUGACAAGGCCAGACAAGAAACGAUAUGGGGAGGUUUAAAAAAGCAGCGACCAAGUUUGAUUAAUGAGUCUUCAGACAUUUUUCUUUUAUUACCACAAUCAUGUUCAGUCACUUCCCCUUUUCAGUAUUAUUGUUUUAUGAAUCAGUAAACAUUAUCACAAGUGCAGCGGUAUGAGUGGUUUUAAGUGCUGUAUAUACAGUUUAUUCCAACAACAUGCAGCAGAUGAAGCAGAGACUAAAGCCAGACAAUCCUCUUGCCACGUCCAUGGAGCCAUGUUAGAAGCAGUCUCCUGCUGUCCCUGCUGCUGGUUGAAACCCCCCCCCAUAAAAUCCACAUGUACAAUCAAUGUAUGUAUUAACAUUAAGGCUGUAAAGCCCAAACAUCUGUGUAUGCUGAUGCAGUGAAAAUAAUUAAAAACAUUGAAUAAUGAAGUAAGCUUUAUGUGACAUAUUUUUGAGUAUGGACCCAUUACACAUUUUUGUUUGUAUUAACAAUGAUGGAAUUAUUAUAGGAUGAAUGUUCUGCUUUAUCAGUCAGUAGAGCCAUACUUCAGCAUUUCAAUAAAGUGAAUUAAACAUUGAAAAGUAUUGUCUGGAAAAGUUGUGUGAAUCAAAUGACAUGUUCCAACACAGCUACUAGAGUCUCCUAGCAGACAUGCAGGUGCCUCACUUUCAAUAAGUUACAUUGAAAUAAUCAUAACAUAACUCAUCA